This is a messenger RNA of Homarus americanus (American lobster), 7809 nucleotides long. RefSeq names its product vitellogenin-like. The coding region runs from base 1 to 7728 and encodes 2575 amino acids. Gene Ontology annotation, biological process: lipid transport. The record is from RefSeq and is a predicted model, not a curated record. Gene Ontology annotation, molecular function: lipid carrier activity. The transcript is spliced from 15 exons. Lineage: Eukaryota; Metazoa; Arthropoda; Malacostraca; Decapoda; Nephropidae.
AUGUCCACCUCCGCAGCUCUCCUCGUUCUCGCCCUUGUGGUGGGUGCUGGUGCAGCACCAUGGGGAGGAAACACACCCAGAUGCUCUACGGAAUGUCCCGUCGCCGGCUCCCCUAAACUCUUCUACCAGCCAGAACACACCUACACCUACACCUACUCCGGAAAGUCCCACAUCCACCUGAAGGGCGUGGAAGGUGGAGUCACAGGGACGGAUUGGUCUUCACGAGUUGAACUAUCAUGGAUCACCCCCUGUGACAUGGUCAUCUUCAUUAAGGACUCCAAGGUGGAUGGUGCCACAGGCCAACCCACUGCCAAGUUCCUGGAGAAGUACCCGCUGGUGGUGGCCCUGACCGACGGCCGGGUUCAGCACGUGUGUACUCAUCCUGAAGACGACGUCUGGUCCAUCAACAUCAAGAAGGGCAUCGCCUCAGCCUUCCAGAACUCACUUCCUUCUAAUUCUACCAUCAACUCAGGACAAAACAUCACUGAGACGGACGUGGUAGGGAAGUGCCCAACACACUACGAGGUAGAGAGAGAAGGAGACAAGGUUAUUGUGAAGAAGGAGAAGAAUCACCGCUUGUGCAAGAAACGUUACCCCACCCCUGCCGAGACCCAGAUGCCCUGGCUCAAAGGUCCUCUCCCACUGGAAGAGUCCGAGUGUCGAUGUAAACAAGAGAUUACCAAUGGAAUCUACUCUUCCAUCAUCUGUCACGAUAAGAAAGUGGUCCGCCCCAGCUAUGGUGCCUAUAAGUAUGUUGAAGCCAAACAGGAGUCCACACUACGAUACGUCUCACUAUCCAGCCAACAACCACCUGCCAUCCCUCAAGGUAGUCUGGUCCGCAAGAGUCUCCGGUAUAGCUACCAUACGCUCAACAAGGACCCGUCCAUGGUAGCCGAGUUGGAUCAAACCAUGACUCAGAUCUGUGAGAAGACUAAAGAUGUUGUUGAGCGUGAUGCUGCUGCUCUGGUGGCCAAGGCUGUGCAGCUCCUGCGUCGUGUACCUGAGGAAGCUGUGAAACAAACAUUGGACAAAAUUCGUGCCAGACGUUACUGCCAAGACCACAGCAAACUCGAGAGCCUCUUCCUGGACGCUGUUUCCUUCAUCCACGAGUCUGGUGCUGUAAAGGUUAUGGUGGAUGAGCUGGUGAAUGGCCGGGCUACAGUAGGUCGCGCUGCACUUUACACUGCUGCCUUCUAUCUUCAACCCCGCCCAUGUAUCCAUGCCAUGAUGGCUCUGAAACCAAUGUUCGAAUCCUCCCAACCUCUGCCACGCGCCACCCUGGCUGCUGCCUCCAUGGUCAACACUUACUGUCGCCACAAUCAUCAUUGUUAUGAAGAAGCACCGGUUAAGAGUCUUGUUGAAGCUUUGGGUAAUAAACUACAACGCCAGUGUUCUCCUUCUGCUGAUGAACGGACUCAAAAAGCUGCCCUGGCAACACUCAAGGCUCUAGGUAACAUGGGAGUGAUGACCCAGGAGGUAGCCAGGUUUGUGAUGACGUGUGUGGAUACAGAAGGAGUCAAGAUCAAUGUCCGUGUGGCCGCCGCACAAGCCUUCAGACAAGUGAAAUGUGAACGCCACCAAACCGAACAUUUAGUCAAUAUUGCUGUUCAUCCUGCCAAGAACACAGAAGUUCGUAUUGCAUCCUAUCUUAUGGCAAUGAGAUGUGUUCAGCAGAAGGACCUGCAAAUGAUUGUCAACAAUACAUAUCACGAAGAAAACACUCAAGUUCGUGGAUUUAUUCUGAGUCACCUGCUGAACCUUCAGGACACCAACACACCACACAAGGAUUACCUCAGAUACCUCUUGACAAAUACUCUUCUUCCCAGGGACUAUAAGACUGACUUCAGGAAAUAUUCCCGCAACAUAGACAUGUCCUACUUCGCCCCGUCUCUCGGUGUUGGUGCUGGCGUUGAGUCCAACAUCAUCUACGUCCCUGGGUCCUUUGUGCCUCGUUCCGUUGACUUCAACUUCACUGCCGCCUUUGAGGGAAUCUCGAUGAACAUAGGCGAGGUUGGUGCCCGACUUGAAGGUCUAGAACCUGUCAUCGAGGAGGUGUUUGGACCUGAAGGUUACCUGCAGAGAACUAGUUUCAGCCAAAUUCUAACCGACAUGACUACAUUUGUUGAACAAAAGGGAAACAAAAUCCUCGAAAAACUCCAACAAGACUUGAGACAAAAAAGGUCCAUCGACCUCAGUACCUUAACAAACUUCCUCGGCAAACUUUACAGUGACCAAUCCAGAGUUACUCGUGCCGAUGUGUUCGCUCGCUUCAUGGGUCAGGAGAUAACCUUUGCUUCAUUAGCUGGAGACUUGAAGCAUAUCAGUGCUGACGAAAUGAUUGAAAGCUUCUUCUCAUACUUCGAUGACAUUCUUCCUCAGAUGAAGAACUUGCACAUCAAUUCAGCACGAACAGCUCAGAUAAACUUUGACUACACCUUCCCCACCAUCCAGGGCAUACCACUCAAACUUCAGCUGAAUGGAACAGCUGUUGCUGGACUGAAGAUGCAAGGAAACCUUAACCUCAUUGACAUCCUCUUUAACUGGAGGAAUGGGGAGAACCUCUUCAAGAUCAUUCCUAGUCUUUCUGUCCAAGUAGAUGGCUUCGUCGGCUACGACAGCUAUAACAGUAAAUUAGGACUCGAAAUGAGAAACACCAUCUCCAGCAGCAAUGGUGUCUCUAUUAUGGUCAAACCCAAGAAUGCUAAUGAACUGGAACUUCAUUUGGACGUCCCUGUGAAGAUGGACCUAAUUGAUGUGAAAAGCCAAAUAUACAUGAUGAAGCAAAUAAGAGGACAACCAAGAACUGAGAUCUCUCCUCCAUCCUCAGAGGGCGGCAGCGUUAGAUAUCAGUCAUGUAACACCAUUCUUGAGUCAUUACUUGGUUUGAAGUUCUGCUAUGACUUUAACUUCCCUAACCUCAUCCGUACCAGUUCUCUGCCUUUAAGCGAGCCAGUUGUUGCCAAACUAUUCGUUGAGAAAACUGAGCCUUCUAUGAAAGGAUAUCUUAUGACUGCAAACAUUCAGGGCGAAAGAAAUAAAAAAAUAAUUAAAAUAAAAGUAGAAACAUCCGGAUCUUCCUCACCAAGAGAAGCCCAAGUGAUAUUGUCCUAUACCAAGCAAGAGGAAUCCUACCAACUUUCUGCCGACAUUAAAUCUUCUUCCAUCAACAGCGAUAUCUCGACCACGAUCGUCAACAGACAAGGUCAUAAGGGCGUCGAGGUUUAUGCAAAAUUUAAGUCUAGUCAGACAGAAAUAUCCCGCGGAAUCAAAAUGGAUUAUAAGACAAUAUCAACGUCAAAUGAACAGAAAUACGGCAUUGAAGUUUAUGUUAGCAGAAGCAAAGAAUUCUCAUCGCAAUCACAAGUUAUCGAGGCCAAAUUUGCCAAGAAAGUUAACCAUCCCGAGAUUUCGUUGGACGUUUUACUCAAGACCAUGAAUGCUCUGAGAAAUUACCUUAACAUGCAUUUUGAGGUUGGAACCGACCUGACAUACACCCAGUACUCCCGGCUGCCUCUACCAACGAAACUGCGCAAGUUUGAGUUCCAGAGUGGCAUGAAAGACUGGCAAGUUACCUCCUUUAUCCGUCAGACAAAAGAGUCAGGCGAGAUGAGUGUAUACUCCUCUGUCUUCAAUAUAAAACGUAGUACCCAAGACAUGAUCGUUGCUGAAGCCAAACAUAAUAUAGAAGGAACAUUUGGCCAAAACUUGGUAGUAGAGACAGCUGUUACAGUCAAAAUGGGCAGUGCCGAGUACAAAGCUGCGUCCAACAUCCACUGUGAGAGAAACAAGAAGGGAAUUUCCAUGCAAAUGGUUCGUUCUGGUGAUGCCACGAAGGUCAUUGAACUGAAAGCUAUCAGUGACUACUCUGGCCAGUCAUAUAACGUUAAAAUGAUGUUGGAGAUGCCGGAGUGGAUUAGGACCAUCAAGUUCGAGAGCCGGGUGGUGGAGCAGGGACAGGAUAGUUACAUGGUUGAAGCUGCCCUUAAGCACGGAGAGAGCGUCAUUCUCCAUGUUCAAGGACCACUCACACUCAGGCUAACAUCUCAAGUUGUUCAGCUCCAGACUGAUAUGAAAAUCACGACCAUGACCAGUCAACAACUCAAGUUAACUUCCAUGUUUUUCUUUGGUGAAAACAAACAAAUGCUUUCAAUUGUAGUUAGCACACAGGAACCAAUCUUCAUUCUUGAGUGGAAUAUGAAAUCAGGCUCCUCCCAAGGCACCGUAAUAGGAGUCAGGUUCCUCCUUCCUGCCCUCAUAGACAACAAAGUUGACGCCAUCAUUCAAGAGAGACUUGGCCAUGUUAGUUUCAACACCCAGUUACUACCAAAGAGUUCGUCCGCUCGCAGAAUAAAGGGCUUUACUGAUAUUGACCUCCAAAAUAAGAAGUGGACCGCUGACUUCUCCUGGGACGCCGAUAAUGACCAAAAUAAGAAGAUCAGCUUAGACACCACCAUGAUCAGCAGCCCCUCCAACCCAGGACGAGCCUCCAUCCACGGAAACGUCAAGUACAUGGCCCAGAUGUACCACGUCAAGCUGGACGUCGACGCAGAGAAUCUUAUGCACUCCCGGUCCGGAGACAAUAAAUUUAAUUUCGAGGUGACGACGCCCUCUCAGAACACCAUUGACUUGAAUAUCAUUACCAAUUUUGAGUCAAGGUCCACCAAGGUAAACACUAAUUUCUUGUACAAAAACCAGCAGAACAACAAGGCAUACAAGUUAAUAAGUGCCAUAGACCUGGAGAAGCUUGGCAGUCCCUACAGCUACAAGCUCAAUUCUGAGCUCAGCUAUACAUCACCACAAGGCCAACAGACAACUUUGCACGCUGAAGCAAAACACCAAAUCACACCAGAAGAACGUGAAUUACACUACAAGGCAACUGUGACGUCUCCUGCCUUGACUAAGCCUCUUCAGGUAGAGAUGUCAACAGUCAACAAAGAAAACUCGUACAGUGUUAAGGCCAUGGCACAAGAGGACAUGUUCAUCUGGCACCUGGAGACUGUUCCUCAAGGUGGAGUUAAAACUCUUCAGAUGUCCGUAGAUGUAAAAUCUAUUCGUGACUUCAUGAAGACCGUGCGUAUGCUGGUUGGAGUAAACAGUGGGGAGCAAAUUGUCAUGCUAACUGAACAACGCGAGAGAACUGAAUACGGCAUCCACUACCACAAGCCCACACCCACCACCUACACUAUGCGAGUUGAGUAUCCAACCCGCACCAUAGAGGGUGAAGCUACAUACUCUCCCACAGAGGCAAGUGUCAAGGUAUAUCCCAACAAGAGAGAGAGUAACGCCAAAUACGAGUUAACUGGAAAGUCUUCUCACACGUACUGGGAUCAAAAGUCCAAGUUUGAAGGCCAUAUUAGCCACCCAAGUCUGACCAGGGACAUACGAGUAGAGGUUCAGUACUCGGUCACUGGAGAGAACAUGAGAGGCACCAUUGAGCUGGACAUCUUCCCUGACACAGCUGACAAAAUAACAGGCACUCUACAGUCAACCUUGGUCGCCAACAACACCGUUAGGGUGGAAACUUCAUUAACUUCUAAGAUGCUGAAGGUGAGCCCCAAGUUCAUCAUGGUGACGGCCUAUGCUCCCCAUACGGUUGGCUUUGACCUCAAGUUCCAGAAGUCUCCCUCUUCACCAGUAUCCUUCCAAAUGUCGGCCAAGUACGACCGAGUCACUGAUAAGGAUGCAACAGCAGCUUUCCGCGUGGUGACUGAGGAAGGCACCAUGGUGGACAUAGCUGGAGUGAUGGAGCGAAAGGAAGAACGUGGAUGCCAAGGUGUGAAGAUCAAGGGUGUGGCUCAAACUUCACUGCUCGGCAGCUACCAUAUUUACUCCAGGAUCUGUAGACCAGCCUUCAUCGAGCUAAUUACGAGCAAGCACGGCAGUCAGAUGGAAUACAUAACCAAGUUUGGCCUCCAAGAUCCUUAUAACAUUGAGCUCAGCAUGUCUGAGGGUGACAGGGAUCAACUACAGAGACGUGCCAUAGCCAUGGCCCGUGUACUACUUGCUUCCCCUACCAUUAUCGAUGUUGACUUGGCCUAUAAACCUGAGAAGGUGGCAGAGGUACAGAAUGAUGUCAAUGAAAAGUAUCAACGAGUGAUGCAGUCUCUCGACCGGUGGGUUAACAGUAUAUAUCAGUACCUGCAACAACAAGCUCAGCAACAAGGUAGUCACUUCCCUAACCCCGAGAUCCUCAAGUUGAUGAACGAAGCCAAACUUGACCUUCAACAAAUAUAUGAUGGUGUGAUUUAUGGUCAAGUUAUGCCUUGGUGUAAGGCUCUCUGUGAAGUCCUCUGGGGUCCUACAGUUACCCAUAUAAUUCAGGUAGUCAGCGAAAUACUAUCACAAGUGUACAGAGUACAACGAGACCUCCAAACUCGUAUUGUGCAGGAGACUGAAGCCUGGAAUGAGCAGUUCCGAGGACUUACUAACUUACUUAUCGAAUUUGUGGCACAAACUUCACACUGGAUGGAGAGCGGCGAGAUGCCACAGCCAGUGCGUCGCCUGAUGGAACAACUGGAACAAACGAGGAUCUUCAGGAUGAUAAUGAUGGAAAUGGACGCCAUGAGGGAGCAGUACCAGGAGGAGUACGAGGCCAUCAAACAGGUGGUGGCCAAGGUGAAGCACACACUCCAACAAGAUAUUCGCAAGAAUUUCGAAAGAAUCACAAGGAUUCCUGUCGUACAGCAGAACAUCAAGUGGAUCAUCCAGGAGUUCAGCCAAGAAAACAUGGUGGUCAAGAAGAUGGGACGGUACCUUAGUAAGAAGAUUCAAGGUGCCAUCUGGGGGGUUGCCAUCGAGACAAAAGAACAAGAAAUCUUACUCCAAAUUCCACUCUAUAGACCCGUUUACUCUUUGACUCAAGUCCUGCAGGAGAUGAAACUAACCCCAGUCUAUCUUCUUGAAAAACUGGCCAUGGUUUAUGACAGCUUCCUCCCCAUCCCUGUCAACAACUUGAUGUGGGCGUACUACUCGAUGAUGCCCCGUCAACUGACAGACAUGCUGCCCCCUUAUAACCGCACAGCCAUGGUUGUUGGUGACACAGAGAUCCUCACCUUUGACGGCGCUGUUCUCCGUGUACCUAGUUCACCGUGUAAGGUGGUGCUGGCUGCCUACGCCUCCAACAAGCUUACCAUGGCCCAUCCACAACCCUCAGCCCCACCACAGAUCACCUUAUCUACUCGCGCAACUACUGUCACCAUUAAGCCGGACUUCCGUGUUGACGUCGGCGGACAAGAGAUGAGCAGUUCACAACAAACUCAGGGUGAUGUCACCAUUCAGAAGACGCCCCGUGAAGUCAAUAUGACGUCACCCUUCAUAACAGUCCGAGUGUUCCGUGAAGAACGUGUGAUAUCCGUGAACGUGUCUGGCUGGACCUUCGGCCGCCUGGCGGGUCUCCUGGGUACUUACGAUGGUGAAGUGGGAAAUGAUUGGCUGAUGCCUUCUGGUAUCAGGGCUCCAAGUCUCCAGGAGUUGGUGUCAUCAUGGCAGGAGGACCAACACUGCCAAACUCCCGCCAUCUCUCCCGUCAACCCUGCCAACAUCUCACUACAAAAGAAGGUUCAGUGUCACGCACUACUGGGAGUUCGGUCCAGGUGCUACCCACUGGUUCAUCCGGAGCCCUUCAUCAAAAUGUGCUACGGCGCCCGCCAGCCUUGGGACGCUGCACAAGGCUACCGCGCAAUCUGCUCCAGGAAGGGUGUUGAGCUUAUGAUGCCCCUUGUCAACUGAGAACCACACAAGAGAUGUAUAAAUGAUUAACGCAGGACAACGCUACAAGCUUUAGUAUCGACGCAUCCACACUAUCUCUAG